Loxodonta africana (African savanna elephant) is the source of this 3141-nucleotide messenger RNA. It is a transcript of the gene BTBD1, whose product is annotated as BTB domain containing 1. The record is from RefSeq and is a predicted model, not a curated record. Gene Ontology annotation, biological process: neurogenesis. NCBI's taxonomy places the organism in Eukaryota, Metazoa, Chordata, Mammalia, Proboscidea, Elephantidae. Bases 16 to 1458 code for a protein of 480 amino acids. Gene Ontology annotation, molecular function: protein binding. Gene Ontology annotation, cellular component: cytosol; P-body. The transcript has 8 exons.
CCGCGCCGCUAGAGAAUGGCUUCGGUCGGGCCGGCCGCGCCGGGGGAGCAGGCCCCGGGGGCUGAGGCGGAGCCGGGCCCCGCAGGGUCGCCGCCAUCGCCGUCGCCACUGGGGCCCCUUCUCCCCCUGCAGCGGGAGCCUCUGUACAACUGGCAGGCGACCAAGGCGUCGCUGAAGGAGCGCUUCGCCUUUCUCUUCAACUCCGAGCUGCUGAGCGAUGUGCGGUUCGUGUUGGGCAAGGGCCGCGGCGCUGCGGCCGCCGGGGGCCCGCAACGCAUCCCCGCCCACCGCUUCGUGCUGGCCGCGGGCAGUGCCGUCUUCGACGCCAUGUUCAACGGCGGCAUGGCCACCACGUCGGCCGAGAUCGAGCUGCCGGACGUGGAGCCCGCAGCCUUCCUGGCGCUGCUGAGAUUUCUGUAUUCAGAUGAAGUUCAGAUUGGCCCAGAAACAGUUAUGACCACUCUUUAUACUGCUAAGAAAUAUGCAGUUCCAGCCUUGGAAGCACACUGUGUGGAAUUUCUCACCAAACAUCUUAGGGCAGAUAAUGCCUUUAUGCUUCUUACUCAGGCUCGACUGUUUGAUGAACCUCAGCUUGCUAGUCUUUGUCUAGACACAAUAGACAAAAGCACGAUGGAUGCAAUAAGUGCAGAAGGGUUUACUGAUAUUGAUAUAGACACACUCUGUGCAGUUCUAGAAAGAGACACGCUCAGUAUUCGAGAAAGUCGACUUUUUGGAGCUGUUGUACGCUGGGCAGAAGCAGAAUGUCAGAGACAACAAUUGCCUGUGACUUUUGGAAACAAACAGAAAGUUCUGGGAAAAGCACUUUCCUUAAUUCGGUUCCCACUGAUGACAAUUGAGGAGUUUGCAGCAGGUCCUGCUCAAUCUGGAAUUUUGUCAGAUCGGGAAGUGGUUAAUCUCUUUCUUCAUUUUACUGUCAAUCCUAAACCCCGAGUUGAGUACAUUGACCGACCGAGAUGCUGCCUCCGAGGAAAGGAAUGCAGCAUCAAUAGAUUCCAGCAAGUAGAGAGCCGUUGGGGGUACAGCGGAACGAGUGACCGAAUCAGGUUCACAGUUAAUAGAAGAAUUUCUAUAGUCGGAUUUGGCUUAUAUGGAUCUAUUCAUGGCCCCACGGAUUAUCAAGUGAAUAUACAGAUCAUUGAAUACGAAAAAAAACAAACCUUGGGACAAAAUGACACCGGAUUUAGUUGCGAUGGGACCUCUAACACAUUCAGGGUCAUGUUCAAAGAACCUAUAGAGAUCCUGCCCAACGUGUGCUACACAGCAUGUGCAACACUCAAAGGUCCAGAUUCCCACUAUGGCACAAAAGGAUUGAAGAAAGUAGUGCAUGAAACACCUACUGCUAGCAAGACUGUUUUUUUCUUUUUUAGUUCUCCUGGCAAUAAUAAUGGCACAUCAAUAGAAGAUGGACAAAUACCAGAAAUAAUAUUUUAUACAUAAUUUAGCACUAUAAUACAUCUUGGCUAAAUGGUACCACAUAGUCUAGUCUUAAAGGCAUAAAUAACUGGCCACAAAAAAUAGUUUGAGUGUUACGAAUAUUUGUAAGAUAAAAAACACUUUCGUUUCUUAGAGGAGAUAGAAAAAUGUUGAUUUACUCUGCAUGAUUUAAAGGCAGAUUUUCCAUUUUCUUAUAACCUUAGGGGAAAAGAGAGCUAAGUUUGUUUAAAAAAAAAAAAAAAAGCAGCCGCUGUUUACCUUUCUGUUGUAUAAUUUCAUAGAUCAGCUGAUUCAUGGUCUUUCAAUAGUUUUGUAAUUGAAAGAUUCUUGUUAUAUAUAGCUGGUUUGUUUUUUGUUUUAACUGCUUUGAAGGUUAGAUGAAAUGAGAUGGGUUGGUAUUCCUGUAGAGUUCCUAUUAACACAAAUAGCUAAUUUUGGAAAAUUAAGAAAUUUGACUUUAUAUUUGGGGUUUUGAAAUAUCAAGAAACUGUGGAGAAAUACCUAGUUGUUAGCAUUUGGAAAGGUACUAAACAUAGGAAUAAUAAAUACCUAAGGCAAAUUUCAGUGCAUUUACAGAAGACGAUAUUUUGUAAUAGUGAGUAAUGUGUUAUAUGUUUUAAACUAUAAGUGGAGUUUGUAAAUUCACCAUAAUGUGAUAUAAACAAAGGCUCUAAAAGUAUAGACUAAGACUGGAUUCCUCAUCGUUAAACUGCACCACUGUCCCUGUCUGUCUCUGGGGGGGAUGCUGCUGAAACUCCCCAAGACUGAGAUGAUGAUGAUUGGGUAAACAGACACCAGUUCAGCGUUGUGGUGGUAAUCUACACAGGAAGAAACGGAAUAAAAUACCAACAUAUUUCUGACAGUUACUUUGUGAAAUUUUAAAGAUAUCCAACAGAAGCACUCCCGCUGAAAAGUAUGCUUUCUGUCACCUACACGAUUUAUCUAAGAAGAAAAAUAUGUUUAAUACCUAAGACAUCAUUAACAUCACUGGUGCAGCCGGGGCAGGAAGGGAUAGGAAGUAACUGGCAGACUAACAUUUAUAUAUUUUUUUUAUAAAGCAAAUUAUUUUAUAUAAAUGAAAUAACAUUCAUUUUUUUUUCCCCUUGAAAGUGAGUAUCUUUUAAAAAAACUUAAGUGUAAUUAAGUUGAAGGUAUAUCAGAUAGUUGUGGAAGAUAGUUAAAAAUCAAAAUUCUCUUAAGUACCAAUUUAAAAAGAAUUUUUUUCUUAAAUAAUAGUAAUUAGGAUUUAAAAUGUUUUCAUCCAAAAUAGUGUUAAAUUAUAUAUUUUCAAGAAGGAGCGAGGUGUGUUGGUGGCAAAGAUCUCUUGAAGUUGCUGAAGAAAAGGGAAAAUUUUCUCUCUCUGGUACCAGUGACCUUCUGGACAUAAACCUCAGUUAACUGGAAUAUCUGUGGAAUGUGUGGUUCUGGUUAAUUAACUCACCACAAACACUCUGCAGUAACCAUUAUGGAAAAUUCUUCUGCCUUAACUAUGGUUUAUUGGAGAUAAGUUUAUGUUUUUUGAUGUUUGGGGUAUUUCAGAUGCCUCAAGGAUGUUGUAAUGAACAACAAUGAUUGUAACUGAAUAUAGUCAUAGAAGGUGAACAAAAAAUGGAACUGUUCACAGACAGUGGGACAUCCCCUGGAUUUUUUUGAAAAAAAUAAACAUCUGUUAUCCUUUUUUUGUCA